AUACGUCAGAUUAAUGUUGUUGUUUAAUAUACGACACAAACACAGCCAAUCAAACGUCAGUGUGCCACACGGUUACCACCCACUCAUGGAUCCAUGGACCCAGAAUUUUGAUUUGUUUUAAAAAUAUUUGGCAUGCGAUGGUGCGCUAGUUAUUAAAAUUUCGCAAUAACAAAAGUUCUUAAAUCGACCUAAAUACCCGUACAAAUUCAAUAUCGUGUCGUGUUCGAAAUGUCGUCGGACAAACCAUAUUAAAACAAAGCAAAUUUAUCGUGUUUUGUGUUCUAUUCCUAGUUCUUUAAACUGAUGUCCACAGGAGCCCUACUGUUGAAUUCAUCAGCCCGACCUGAAGAUCCGGAUUUACUUUUAAAGCAGUUAUUGGACUACGUGCAACGCUGCCAACGAAGAUAUGGCGGAAAAAACGAGCUAGCAACCGAGUUUGAUUCAUGUGUGGCAGGGCUUUGCUUGUGCCUUGAAGGCGUUUUCCUUCACGGCUUGAGAACCAAAUCAUUUUCCAGCCAAAACCAGGUUAAUUCAGCUCUGAAGCAGGUAUCUGAUAUUGUUGCUCAAAGUUUACAUAUCCGCCAAGAAAGCAUAGCAUUUUGGACUUUUGUGGAGAACCACCUCACAAACCAUGAAAACGAGCGGUUCAAUAUUCUGAAGAAUAUUUGGACUGAUAUCGGCAAGUGCAAGGCUUGGGUUCGAUCUGCCUUAAAUGAGAAGUCCCUAGAAAGGUAUUUCCACAUAGUUCUAAGCGACAAACUCAUCCUUAAAGAACAUUAUGAGUCUUGGGCUCUGCUUCGCGAUGAAGACAGAAACAGCAUGCUGCCGAACAUGGCGGCAGGGCUCGGCUCUAUAUUGUUUGCAAUAAGCAUUGAUAAAGUCGAGUUCAACACUUCAAUCGUACCCAGGCCCAUGCUGGUCGGACAUCGAGAAGAGCCUGUGAUUAAGGUUCCAAUUCCAGGUAAUAAAGACCGAAAAGACAAUAAAAGCAGACGUAAAGUGGCUAGACAGAUCAUAUCAUUCGACGAAGACGACAGCAUGUUGUCUACCAGCGUUCCGUCGAUUUCUAGCAGCAGCACGUGCUCAGACAGUAGUAGUAUAGGCAAGCAGCGAUUGGUUGAAGAUUCGGACAGUAAAAAGACUAUGGACAAUAAACAUGCUGCAACGAAUAGUAUUCCUAGUGCCAAAGAUGCGGAAAAGCCGAAAACAGGCAGACAGUUGUCAAUAGAAAACAGUGGCUCAAGAGAAAAGUUUUCUUCAAAUGUUCCGGGAAGUUUGACGCCAAUUAACCAGAACAGUAUUGGGGAGUUAACUCCGGUUUCUGUAGAGAGGAUUCGGGAUCUUAGGGAAUCUCCUGACACAUCGGAUGAUAUUUUGGAAGUACCAACCGAUAUUUCCGCCGUGUUAACUGUGGUCGAGAAUAGGAAUCAAGAAGAGAUUAAAAGAAGAGAUGAUCGCAUAGUGCGCUUAUCCAAGGAAAACGAGGCCUUAAAGAAUCAACUUACUAAGUAUAUGAGCGCGAUUCAGAUGUUGAAACGCGACGACCAAGGCAUGCAUCAGCAAUUGGACGGGAUUGAAGCCGAAUCUCCGCCCGAUUACAAAGAUGAGGCUAAAAUGUACGAGCAGAAGCUCAUACAGGUGGCUGAAAUGCAUGCCGAGUUGAUGGAUUUCAACGUAAUGCUACAGAAAACCUUGCUCCAGAAAGACACCGUUUUGGAUCGCCUUAAAAGGGAAUUUGAGGCACUUAGAGGUCCCAUGUCGGUGGAUGAGUUAGAAUACGAUGCAGAACCCGGCUGUGUCAAUGUAUGGAUUCCUUCGGCAUUUUUAACAGGUUCGGGUUCUAAUUCCCAUCACGUGUACCAAAUAUUCUUAAGAGUAGGCAACGACGAAUGGAACAUCUACCGAAGAUACGCUCAAUUUCACGCUUUGCAUUCCGACUUGAAAAAGUUGGAUCCUGCAGUAAGCACGUUCGAUUUUCCACCGAAAAAAAGCAUAGGAAAAAAGGAGAGUUCGUUGGUAGAAGAGCGCCGCAAGCGGUUGCAAAUGUAUCUGCGUAGAGUAAUCGCCCAUUGGCCCGAAUUAACCCACUGUAGUAAUCGCUUUUUGUUGGAACAACACUUGGCGUUUUUUAAGGAUCAGCAAGAAGAUGAAAUUAAAAGAAACUUGCUUUCUUCUAGAAGUGUUGGCAAUUCGAGCAACUACUCAGGCUUAUAAGUACAUGUUUUCGUUGUUUCGACCAAUGAGCCAACAGUACUUCAGUACUAACGAUUCCGCGGUAAAAUAAAUGUAUUAGUUGUAUUUUAUAAUACGUUUUCAGAGAUAAAAUCUGCUUCUAUACCAAUAUGCUUAAUAACUUAUUUUCAAUUUUGUAACAUUUUCCUUCUGAUGAAACUAGGCAAUUUUAUUAUUUUAUGAGCAAGUCCUUUGACGUAGUACAAUGGCCUUUUAGGUGAAUUUUGUUAUUAGUUUUAAUGGUAUUUCGUUUUAAAUACCCUAGAAGACCCGCUGAUAACUAACUAUUCUUGAUUACUUAAUAUAAUUCUUCCUUAAUUGAAAAGUGACUUUGCAUACCAGUUUUACAAUACUUAUUAUUGUUAUUAUUAAUGUUUCUGUUAUUAUGUACCAUGUUCAAUUUAUAAACCUAUAUAUUUAAUAGUUGAUACUGGCAGAAAAACAUUUAUUGUAAAUUGAAAUAUAAAAUUAGUUUUUUAAA
Messenger RNA from Dendroctonus ponderosae (mountain pine beetle), 2713 nucleotides. Its product is annotated as sorting nexin-29. The transcript is spliced from 12 exons. The coding region runs from base 304 to 2214 and encodes 636 amino acids. Gene Ontology annotation, molecular function: phosphatidylinositol binding. Lineage: Eukaryota; Metazoa; Arthropoda; Insecta; Coleoptera; Curculionidae. The record is from RefSeq and is a predicted model, not a curated record.